GAAGAAGCCCCCGGGGAGCCCUGCCCGCAGCAGGAGCCAUGCGGGCAGGCCGCUGGUAGUGCUCCGCUGCCAGGUGCUGCUACCACUGCCGCCGCCGCUGCUGGCGGCGCCCCUGGUCCGGUGGUUGACGUGGCAGUGCUGAAGCUGACUCCUGAGAAGGGGUGUGCGCUGGUGGUGGAGCUGGCGAGGAGGCUGGCGGGCAGGGGCGUGAGGUUCCGGGUGGUGGCAGGCGACCCCGCCGUAGCUGCGGCACUAGCACCGUUCACCGCUGUGGGUGUUGCAGCCGCAGCCGCAGCAGCAGCAGUAACCGCCGCCAAGUUAUCAUCAACAGCUGCCCAGACCGGCGCCGACACCCUUUCUCCUACUCCUCCCCCUCCUUCUCUUGCUCCUCCUCCUCCUCCUCCUCCUGCGGCCCCCAGCGUGGAGCUGUGGUCCCCGCAGCCUGGGGUGGACCCGGUGCUGCGGGGCUGCGUGGCGGUGCUGGCUCCCUCCUGCUGGCUGGAGGCGUGGGGCAUGGUGGUGACGGAGGCGCUGCUGCGGGGGCUGCCGGCGCUCGUCAGCGACCUGGGCGGGCUGCCGGAGGCGGGCAUGGGCGUGUGUCCGCGCCUGCCUGUGGCUCCCAUUGAGAUACCGCUGGAUGGCGCAGGGGUGCCCAAUUGGUCCGCGCGGCGCUUCCCGCGGCAGCAUGUGGAGCGCUGGGAGGCGACGCUGCUG
Messenger RNA from Astrephomene gubernaculifera, 714 nucleotides. The record is from the annotation of a GenBank genome assembly. NCBI's taxonomy places the organism in Eukaryota, Viridiplantae, Chlorophyta, Chlorophyceae, Chlamydomonadales, Astrephomenaceae.